AUGGACAAUGCUAGAAAGUCAACCUCGACACUAGCAGUUAAUUCCAUCUUGCAGGAAUUGCUCAGUAAUUCAGCUGGAUCAUCAACUGCCUAUAAAAAGGCCAAUAGCGAGGCUAAUCAAGGCUUAAAGUCUGCUUCUCAAUCUCACAGCAGGCCAAAGGCUCAGAUGGUCUCUAAAUCAAAGCCAGCUCGCCUUCCUAACUUCCACUUUAAAGCUGGAGAAAUAAUCUUUAUUCCCUGUGGAACAAAACAGUCUAAGAAGACCUCACAUUCGUACAUCCCACUUCUGAUACCUGUUCUUCGCAAUCCCCAAGCACCAACUUUGGUGGAGGUCCAGACUCUUGAGGUCAUGAGACUGGCGAUCACAGAUUAUGUCGAUGGUAUCAUCAUCAGCAAGAACUGGUCUUUCGAGCUCUUUGACCUAGAGCUUCGCAAAUUUUUCCCUCGGCUCUUCCUUUAUCUUGAUGCCUUGCCAAAGUUGAUGAAUCCAGAUUACAAGGAGGACCAAGAUGAGAUCUUUCAGUAUCUGCCCCAAUACUAUCUUUGUGUCAAAGAGAAGCGCAGGAUCGUAAUUCCUCCUGGUAUCCAAUUCCCUGAUGGGUCAUUGGUCACUCCUCAGGUUGUUCGCUUCAAACAGACUAUGCCAAUUCUUGCCUUCUUAGUCACUCAUCAAAGCAUCCCACUGUCAGUGUUGCAAGGGUGGGUGAAAUCAAAAGGGAAGGAGAAGGCCACUCUUUCAUCUAGCUCAGCAUACCAUGGUCGUACCGAGUCUGAGAGUAUAUCCAGUGACUCAGAAGACAGCUCCACCUCAUCUGAGUCAAGCUUAUCAGAGCCCCCUCGCAAGACCAAAUAUUGUCGAGUAUCAACAGAAACUGAUGACAAGAUUAUGCCUGCAUCAGACUCUGAAACCAUAUCCAAGUUGGCCACUAUAGUUGACUUGACUGCAAGUGAUGACAAAUACACUGGUGACUUUUUUGGUUCUUUCAGUUUAGAUAAUCAUGAUGUUGUUGCCGAGCCAGAGGCACGCCUCUGUAUCUUUUGUUAUUGA
This is a messenger RNA of Suillus fuscotomentosus, 1047 nucleotides long. RefSeq lists its product as uncharacterized. Bases 1 to 1047 code for a protein of 348 amino acids. The record is from RefSeq and is a predicted model, not a curated record. Lineage: Eukaryota; Fungi; Basidiomycota; Agaricomycetes; Boletales; Suillaceae. The transcript has 5 exons.